Messenger RNA from Lathyrus sativus (Indian pea), 1248 nucleotides. The record is from the annotation of a GenBank genome assembly. NCBI's taxonomy places the organism in Eukaryota, Viridiplantae, Streptophyta, Magnoliopsida, Fabales, Fabaceae.
AUGGAAGAUCUCACGUAUCAAUUCAAUGACCCCUAUGAAUGUUCCAUUGAUCCAAGUUUCUUCACUAUGAGUAACCCUAUAUUAGACGAUUUAGGCGCCAUUAACAACAUUGACAUUAACAAUGAACACACUUCAAUGUUUCAACAAAAUCUAACCAAUUUAUCCAUUAAUAACAAUAAUCUGCCCCACCAGAAUCACCAUGGUGUAUUUCAACAGGAACAUGGUACUAACUUUAAUGAUCAUUUUCCCUCUCCACUAUUCCAACAAAAUCACCAUGGUAGUGAUACUAAUAGUGAUCCAUUUGAUUACACUACAAUGUCUCAAGAAAAUCACCACGAUAGUGUUAGUGAUUCAUUUUUCGAUGGAAUGCCACAACAAAUGCAUGAGGAUCAACAAACUCAACCGGUAAAUCAGAUUCCGGUUUUGCCGAACCAAACCGAUGCAAUGACACUUGAUCAAUGGCCACCCGCACCAAUCCCAUAUUUUUGCAGUUGUUGUCAAGUUCUCAGAGAAAUCAUACAUGCGAAUGGUGUUCAGUUUGAAAAGCUUGAGAUUCAUGGAAGGCUAGGUUUGAUUACACAUGCAAUUCAUCAUCAGACACCUGUUAAUGGAAAUCCACCAAUUAACCAAAUGAUUGAUUUUAGCAUGAGAAAUCUUGAUGAAAUAAAGAAAUUUCUGGCGCAAUACUGCAUGGAUCGUAUUUUAGCAGGAUAUUUUAUUCUACAAGAUCCCUUGUCAUCCUAUUACGAGACUCUUUGCACUGGAUUGGAUUGGAUUGAAGAUUUUAACAUGGAGGGUCUUGAUAAUAAUAAUCAAAAUAAUUCAGAUGAGAUGGUAGAACAAGAGCAAUGCGAGAAUGGAACCCCUACCACAUCAGUUGAUAAAAAGGACCUAUCGGAACAAAGAAAAAGAGCGGGAAAAUUGACAUUGAGUGAUUUAUGCAACCAUUUCCAUCUACCUAUUGAGGAAGCAUCGGAAAAAGUGGACUUGUGUCCAACGGUUCUCAAGAAAACAUGUCGAAAAGCAGGAUUAACAAGAUGGCCUCACAGAAAGGUGAAAAGCCUUUUGAAGCAGAUAGCAUUGCUAGAAAGUGAAAUGGAAAGACAAGAUGCAGCGACAAGGGCAAUGACUGAAAAGGAUAUUAGCGAGCUUAAGGAAGAAAUGAUUAGGCAUUGUGGUGGACUUAUACCGACGGCCAUGUAUAACAUCGCUGCCUUUUUGCCACCGCAACAUCAGCAAGGGAGGUAG